Molecule: messenger RNA, 1686 nt
Organism: Trichoderma harzianum CBS 226.95
Lineage: Eukaryota; Fungi; Ascomycota; Sordariomycetes; Hypocreales; Hypocreaceae
Exons: 3
Coding region: 1-1686 (561 amino acids)
Biological process (GO): amino acid transmembrane transport
Cellular component (GO): membrane
Molecular function (GO): amino acid transmembrane transporter activity
Source: RefSeq, a predicted model, not a curated record
AUGUUUCGCCAUAACAGGUCUGGCAAGUUUGACGACGAGCCGCGACUAGACGAUGUCUCUGCCGAAGACGCUCCGGCAUAUCAGCAGCAGUAUGGAGUGCGCGGCGUGGACAACAGUGAUCAUGGUUUGAUCGAUCCAGAUUCAGGUGUCAAGCGCGGGUUGAAGAAUCGCCAUCUAUCCAUGAUGGCACUCGCCGGUAUCAUUGGUCCCGGUUUGCUUGUUGGCUCAGGAGGCGCUUUAAACAGCGGAGGACCUGCGUCUCUAAUUAUUGGAUUUGGUGUAAUCGGUAUCAUUGCUUUCUCAGUCAUGCAGUCUCUGGGUGAAAUCACCACUCUGUACCCAGGUGGCGGCGCCUUUGUCUCAUUAGCUGAGCGCAUGGUCGACAAGUCCUUCUCCGUGGCCGUUGGAUGGAAUUAUUUCAUCAUCUGGGCCACCGUCUUAGCCAGCGAAUACAACGUUAUCUGCAGCAUUCUCAACUUCUGGGCGCCUGGGGUUCCUCUCUGGGGCUGGUUCCUUAUUCUGUGGACCGUAUUCUUGGCCUUUCAGAUCAUUGGAGGCAUCACGGCCUUUGGAGAAGCAGAGUACAUCCUGGCGCUUAUAAAGAUCCUUGGUCUGACAGCCUAUUUCAUCUUUUCCAUUGUAUAUGCGUCUGGCGGACUCAUUGGCCAGGACGGAGCCAUUGGAUUUCGAUACUGGCAUCAUCCUGGAGCCUUCAACGGCCACGGCUUCCGAGGAGUUGCCACUGUGUUUGUCUUUUGCUCUACCUUUUAUGCCGGAGUGGAGUCUGUUGCUGUUGCCGCCACGGAGACGAGAAAUCCGGGUGUUGCAGUACCGCGAGCUAUCCGUCAAGUAUUCUUCCGCAUCAUUUUUGUCUACAUGGGAUCUGCCUUUUUCUUUGGCCUCACUUGCCCGGCUGAUUCUGACGAACUGAUCAACGGAGGGGCCAAGGCGCUGCAGAGCCCGAUGACGAUAGCCAUACAGAAUGCCGGUUGGAACGGAGGUGUCCAUCUCAUCAACGCUUUCAUCCUCAUUACCUGUCUGUCUGCUGUCAACUCCUCCAUCUAUAUCGGCUCUCGUACCAUCUUAUACAUGGCGCAGUCUGGAAAGGCACCCAAGAUCCUCGGCUGGGUCAACAAGCGAGGCGUCCCUGUCUGGGCCAUUGUCCUCACCAACGCCGUCGGUGCCAUCUCCAUGAUGAAUGUCUCAACAGGAGCAUCAAAGGCUUACAGCUACAUCAUCAAUCUUGCUGGAGUCAGCACAUUCCUGGUCUGGGGAAGCAUCAGCUUCAUCCACAUCCGCUUCCGCCGUGCUUGGACGACGCAGCAGCGCCGAGUAAGCGAUUUGCCGUUCAAGAGCAUGUUUUAUCCUUACAGCCCCUACUUUGGCGUCUUCUUCAACGUCUUCCUCGCGCUGGUGCAGGGAUGGACAACGCUGUCUCCGUUUACUGCGGGUAAAUUUGUGGAUGCGUAUAUUUUACUGCCACUAUUUGGCGUUAUUUACGUGGUUUGCAAGUUGUAUUGGAGAGGAGAAGAUCCUUUCAAGAGGAGCUGGGAUAUUGAUUUGGAUAGUGGACGGAGGAGCGAUCUUGAUAAGAGCGGCAUUGAGGGAGGAGUAGGAGCAGGGUAUGAGGAGGAGGAGCAGACAAAGAGGGUGCCGCUGUGGAGAAAGAUUUGGUCGUCUCUGUAA